Molecule: messenger RNA, 2623 nt
Organism: Patella vulgata (common limpet)
Lineage: Eukaryota; Metazoa; Mollusca; Gastropoda; Patellidae
Exons: 4
Coding region: 190-2208 (672 amino acids)
Source: RefSeq, a predicted model, not a curated record
GAGCUGUGUCAACAUCCAGGUUAUAACAUCUAGGCCUACAUGUACAUUGAAAGAGGGACAUUCUUCAAUAACAAUUGGUGUUCAGUCUAUACCGUCACUGAUUGUGGCGUUCGUUUUAGUCGUUCAUAGUUUCAAUUACACAAGAUUAAAUUACCAACUGGAAGAAAUAAUUAUUAACCAUAAGUUCAGAUGAUGGGUGUAUUAAGUAGUCCAAGUAAACAGUUAUAUGUUGUGUUUUGUUUAACUUGCUGUAUGUUUAUAUAUGUGGUGUUGAUAUACAAAGCUCUACCUUAUAAAUUAACAGUCAUAAAACACGAAGGAGAUUACAGAUUAUCAGAUUAUAAACAUGCUCAUUUUCACAGACGAUACAAGCAACAGACUGGUAGUUUAUAUAUUUUAAACAAUGAAAUUAUAUCUGAUAGUUCAAUACAUGAUAUACAAAAUAUUCCAGAUGCCCAUUACGUUCAAAUAGCACAGUCUGUGAGAUCCAUGGUUGACGGUAUUAAAAUGUCCAUUGAACAAGGUGCUUCGUGGAUUUAUCUCCCUUCUUCAAAUCAACACCUGGGUCAAACCUUGACGAAAUUUAACUAUAAAAAAGAGUUAAAUAGUUUAAUUUACACUGGACCAAAUAAAAAUGAUGUGAAAUUUCAUUUCAUAGCCCAAAAAUUCAACAAUCCUGAUGAUUUUAAACGUACUUACGUUUUUGGAAAAUAUGAAACGCCAUCCAUUCAAACAUUCUUCCAAGUCGACCCUCAACAGUUAAAGUCCAUGGAUUAUCGUGCUCCUCCCGUGACGGUCAGUACAUCCCCGCUUUACCCUUUUACUCAGCAAAGCACCCUCUAUUCAUAUAAAGCAUUCUGGGCUUUGGUUCCGCUUCAAAUAAACUCGGUUAUCUGGUCGCUGUGGACGGGAAGGUUACUAAUGGAACUGGAAGACUAUAUGGCGUUUUAUGCACCCCCUUACGUCGGCAUACAGGGGUUCAGUGAAGGACAUAUUUUGCAUGAAUUUGGAGAGAUGAGGCGCGCCUCACUCAACUGGAAGUGUGAUGAAAGAGUCACAUUUUUUACGUGUAUGGUGGACUUAAGUCAAGUUUUAAAAGACAAAGCGAUAUUUUCCGAUUAUGAUGUUUCCAUGGUUACAAGCUGGAUAGAAGAAUUGAUAUCCAGUGGAUAUUCCGAACCUAAGAGAAAAACACAGAACACAAAAAUACAAUUUUUAAAUAAAAUGUUAUUCUGGCCUUCCAAGGGCGUGGCUGAAAAACUUAGUAAGACGGAAAUAUUCAACGGGACUUGUUCAAAAUCUAUCGGUAAUUGUGACACUGUUAAACCCCUUGGCAAUGUUAGGUUUAAUAACGUUUUAUUAGUUAUAGUCAUCAACAUGCCCGGAUAUUAUCACGUGAUCGAUUACAUGGAAUCUUUAUAUAAACCGAUAUUUCCACAACGAUUAUACUGUUCUUCUAAUAUGACAAGUCUAAAUCAAUUUUAUCGUAAUUUAAAACACAAAGAAAUAUCCUUUAUUGAAGUUAACUUCUUUAAUGGACAGUUUGGUUAUCAAUGUAUCCAAAAAGCUCAUCAACUUAGGUAUGAUGUCAACGGGUACCUGCAUCUAUCUGAUGACGUCAUGAUGAACUUGUGGAAUAUCGCGUCACUUCCGUUAGACAGACCCUGGUUUCAACAUGAUAUGAAAGUUGGGAAAUUCACCGAUAAAAAAGUUGCAGAUGUUGCUAGCAAACCUUUUUGGUGGCCAUGGGGUAGUUCUAUUGGCAUUAACGGUGUUAAAAAGGCAUUCAAUCAGCUCAUAAAUGUUACAAAAUCCAACGACCCGAUGAGUGACAAAGUGCUUUCCUUUUUUAAAACAUUAGCGCAGAAUGCUGGAGGCAGCAGUCGAGCAUUUUACCAGGCAUCUGACAUACAUUACUUGCCAAUAAAUAUGGCGGAUGAUUAUGUGUAUUUUGUGGAUUAUUUCAAUAAAAAUCGUGUGCAUUUAGAGAUAGCAGUGCCGACGAUAUUAAGUGGUUUAACGCCUAACAAGAACAUUGUUAAAUUACCGGGUAUUUAUUUAUGGCACGAGAAGAGACGGAAUUAUCGAGAAUUAUAUAAACAAUCGGACGUUUUUUUACACCCUAUGAAAUUAGCCUCAUGUAUGAAAAACCCAACUUGUUAUCAAUUCUACUGUAAGAGUUAUAUCUCAUGUUGGUAUAACGUAUGAAACAUAGGGUAUGUCAACAUUGCUUUCUUUUUGUACAGUUACCGUACAUUAUUACCACUGCACCAGCAAAGAAAACAUAUAGGUUCACGCACUAACUAGAAUGUGCUGGUCCGAAUCCAGACGUGGGUGGCGUCAUCUUCAAGAGAAGGCUUCAUCUCGCUCACAGCUUUAUAUCAAGAUGUUGUAAAACUAGCCGCCGUUGAUGCGGGAACAUGGGACAGCGUGGACCGAGAUGAUUUGACAUUUUCCAAGCCUGGUUACCAUUCUUAUCACCUGACAAGUGAUGCGACGGACAACUGAAGGUCUGAAGUCGUCAUCAAUAUACACGUGAUUAUUCUGCAAAUCCACGGGAGGAACAUCCUAUCACUGAAUUUAUCUCCGGGCGGAGGGCUGGGGGGGAUCUUGUAAAUAUGGU